ACUGCUGUACAAUGUGUAUUUGUUUGUCUGUUCGCUCAAUAAAAUAAAAAAAACGGAAAAACGUUGGCUUUGCGUUCUCUAUUCGUUAUUAAAAUGCAUAUACUAUCUAAAACCACAGCAAUUUGAUAUAUGAAACAAGCAUUCUCUUUUCGGAUCACGCUAUGGAAGCCGAAAUAUUAGAGUGAACGGAGGUGAUCGGUCAGAAAAGCAUGCCCAUGUCCCUGCAGGCAGCUGCAGCCCCGGCCCCGGCCCUGGCUCCAGCUCCAGCUGCCAGUGCCACGGCCGGCAACCAACUGCUGCGCCCCCAAACGCUGGCCGGGCCCGAGCGUGAGCCCAUCGAGUUCAACAUCAAUCUGGUGGGCGCACCGCCUGAGGUGGAGCAGCUGGUGCAGCAGAUCAAGAGCGUCGCCGAGCAGUUCCUUUAUCAUUGGAAGAGUUUUCCCAUCGUUCUGCCUCAAGCAUUGGCCAGCAGUGGCCUGAAUCUGACGGCCAGUAAUGCGACGAACAGUGUCAGCAGUCGCAAAGCGCGUCCCAUUAAUCUGCGUGACCUAUUUAUAGCGCCUCCCUUCGACGAACUGGAUGCAGUGGCAUCCGAUGGUAGCGGCGAGCCGCGCCGCCUCACAAGCGCCCAAUUGAAAACGCUGCGGGAAACUGGCUUGCAAAAGGAUAAAUAUGGAAAGCCGAAGAAAUUAACUUUGGAACAAUUGGAAACAAUACGUAAAAAUGGCGAAUUCGAUGUGCCGAGCUUGCAUUUUCCGGGUCAGGUGCACAAGUGGCGUCUGUCGCAGCUGCUGCUGAAGGGCCGACUGCGUGCCCACGAUUCCUUUCUGAGUGAUCUGGCCCUGGCGGCCCGCUUUGUGGUGGUCACUGCACGGUCGCGUAUCUUCUCGCACUUCUUUUCGGUUGUGCAUGCAGUGCAUGGCUUGAUCGGGGCAUUCACCAAGCUGGCAGAUAUGUUUAUUGGCGUACCCGCAUUGCUGGCCCACAAUCUCGACUACAAGAUCAAGGAGGAGAGGUGUCGUUUCCUUAUAGCCGAACUGGUUUGCCGGCCCGAGUUCGAGGACUGCCUGGAUGGCCUGUGCUCUUAUGUUCGUAAAAUGCUGCGCCGUGCCACCAUGGAAAAGUUCGAUUUCAAUAGCUGUGAGGUCAGCCAGCCCGUGCCCUAUUUGUUCCUCACGCCCAAGGGACAGGAAAUCGAUUUGCGUCUGUUCUGUCGCGACAUCAUGCGCAAGGCUUUGCCCAUCCUAAUUGGCAUUUUGGAGAGGGAGACGCGUGGCUGGUUUUUGCAUUUCCGUGAGCGUCUGAUUGCCGAGCUGAGGGCCAAGAAGCUCAACGAUAAGGAGAUCGAAGAGGAGGUUAACGAGGCCGUGAUGAAGGAGUAUUUGCAGCGCGUCUACAGCUCCAUUGUGGGCAAUGCCAAGUUGGCCGAGCUGGGUACCGGCGUGCCCGAGCUGCUCGUCCAGCAGGCCCAGUCCGUGGUGAUCAUGUACAAGGCUGUGGACAAGGUGCAGCAGGACAUCAAGCGCACGCGCGAGGAUCACCAAAAGUGUCUGUCCAACGAUCACUCUGUGUUGUCGCGCGUAGCGCCCUGGCUGCGCUCCAAGCUCCGAAAUGCCGAGGAGAACCGACUGUACAAGUGCGCCUGGUCGGCCCAUGAAGAGGCGCUGAAGAUGUGCACCCAGCACCAGCUCCAUCAGACCGCCUACUUCCUCUCCCGCGAUCUGGCCUUCAUGAAGGAGCGUGAGCCAGUGCUGCUGAAGGAGCUGAAGAACGCCAAGACGCCCACUCGCAGCUUUCAGUGGGCCUGUCGCAUUUGGUCGCCGCAAUCGUGGAUCAUUCGCCGCAAUUUCCAGGGCCAGUCUGAUGUGAUACCCACUGUCAUCAGCCAGCAUGCCACUUCUAUUGUGACGCCACGUUCCGACCCCAGCCAGCCCGUGUUCCUCGUCGAAAAAGAGAUCAUACGCACCACGAGCACGCGCUGGCCCUUCUGGCGACUGCUGAACAUGCUGCAGAGAAUAUGGUGCUGGUCCUGGAACAUGAUGUUCCUUCUCGGCAUACUCGUCCCAUGGUGUAGUCCUCUGGGACUGCGCGCUCUCUGUUAUGUGAAACCCUUCAUGCCGGACCUGGAACUGUCACAGAUCAAUGGAACGCUGUUUCCGCGAAAGACGAGCAUCACACAGACCAUGGCCUCGCGUCUCAUUGAGCUCUGGCGGCACAUAUCAAAAUCACGCACGCAUUUCGAGACGGAACCCGAUACGGGAUUUAUUGGCAAGGGAUUGACGCGUAAUCUAAAUCGCACAUGGAAUUACUUCGUGAAGGGUUUCCUGGGGACCGUUAUCAUUCUGUUCGCAUUUCCAUUGAUCUGUCUGGCCACCAGUUUGCUGAGCAUUGGCCUGGCUAUCACUGCCCCGCUGUGGAUACCCGUCUUUGUGCUGCUGUUGCACAUUUAUAUGAUACUCAUUUAUGAUCUGGAUGCGCCGGAUAAUACGAAGAAUCGUUAUUGCAUUUUACUGGAGGCCAUUGUUUGGAAUCUACUAAUACAGGGACUGUUGCAGCCGGUGGCGGCGGUUCUGGUCGCCACACUCAUCUGUCCCUUGGCAGCAGGGAUUGUCUUUAUAGUUGGUGUCAUUCGGUAUACACUGCGGCUUGUCUGGGACUCGCUCACCUACCAUCUUUUCAUCAAGAAAUGCGGACGCGUGCCUGCCUCUGAUAGCAUUGCAGUGAAACGGAUUGCUGGACCUGGUUUGGCCCUGGACUACUACUUUAUAAUCAGACCAGAGCAGGCCCUGGCCGCGCUAGAGGCUAAAAUGGAACUGGACGAAUUGCAGGCAUAUCAACAUGCCACCGAACGGGUGGUUCUGCAGCCACAGCAGGAUUUCCUGCAGUUUGUCGAGGCCUGCUUUGGACCCUUCUCCGCUCAAAUCAGCAAGAUUGGUCCGUACUUGUCGCUUGAUCGAGAGGCGCAGGAUUUGAUGAGCACGCUGCACGAGAAGCUGGAGAAACGGCGACGUGAACUGCAAACGGCACUGACCACUCAGGUCAAGUCGCGCAUUAAGCUGAAUACCAAAGAAUUGAAGAUUGCAAUACAAUUGGCCGCCCAUAUAUUAGAGAAGUAUUAUCCGUCUCAUGUCAUCGGCAGACUGUCGAUUACCGAAGAAGAAUUUUGGGAUAACAAGGGUCUCACGGUUAACGACUGGCCGGGUUUGGCUGGUCUUAUAUACACCGACAUAUUUAGUUUAGAUUUUCUAACGCCAUUGACUGAACACGAUACCCAUUUUAAGCUAGAACCACAUGCCUCACUCGAUCUGAUGCGCUAUACGGAGAUGGUGAAGAAUGCCAAUGAUGUGAUCGGCUCCAAAGGGCUGGACCUGCUGGGCAAUGUGUAUGCCCCGCGCGGCAAUGUGCAGGUACAUCUGCCUUUUCUUGAGGUGACCGCUUUUAAUCCGCGCUCCCGCAUAACGCUCACUUUCCGCAAGCCCGAGAAGCGGGACAUGUCUGUGGGUCUGACCACGCCGCGAGUACGCGCCCAUCGGGCCCAACAUAUACCGAAAGCGGGGCAGGAUGGCCAGAAGCCCUGGAGACCAUGGAAGCAGCAGUGCGGUGACAAGAGUGUGACGGAAAAUCUGCUCAUACCUCUGCCAGUGCCGCAUCCCGUGCACAUUGCCAUAGCUAUUUUCAAUCGCGACACGGAACAGCCCAUUCCUUUGGACUCGGAGCUGGUCUGGGAGAUACUGAAAUCAAUUGAGGAUUGCCAAGGCGGCGAUGCAAUGGCUGUCCAGUCUGUGGCGCGUUAUCGUGGAGCGGUGAUCGAGUCCAGCAAUGAUUCGCUGGACAGCAGCAGCAGCAUUGGCAGCACCAGGGACUCUGGCUCUGGUUCAGUCUCUGGCUCCGCUCUGGGUAAUGGCACCGAAACUCUGCCUUGUGGCAAUCGUGAGGUGUGUACGCAGGUCAAAGUGGACGCUGAACCACCAUCGGGCUCCUCCGGCUUCCAUUGGACCCUAAGUAAUUGGGGAGCUGCACAGACCGCCCGUCGUCGUACCAACUCAAAUGUGCGCGUAGAUUUGGCCAGUCCCGAGGAUAUAUCACUGGACACGGACAGUUCGCGGGCUGUGUUUAACAAUGCCUAUGGCACAACUGUCUAACAGGCCCCACUGUCUCUCUGGUUCGGGGGCACACAAGUAUAUAUCUAACCCAUAUAUACCCAUAGAGAUAUGCGUGGCUGCUCGCUUUUAAAUGAAGAUAUGCAUAAUCCUGUUUUUAUCUCGAUUAUUGUUUUAAGAGUUGUCUUUUAUGUCCCUGUAUCCCUCUAUGAAACCGCUUUAAAAGUUUGCAAACUGUCCAAGCUUCUUUGGAGGACUCACUCACUCCCCUUUUCAUUGUAGAAUCACCAAAAGCAGCCGCGCUAGUUAACGUGUAAUAUGAACAAAUUUAUCCCAUAUAUAUAUAUCUAUAUUUACAUACAUAUGCGUAUAUGAUAUACAUAUAUGAUUUGUUAGUAUAUAUACUAAAUAUAUAAAGUAUCUACACUGCAUACACAACUCGAAAGCAAAGCAGCAGAAAACUUCAAUCUAGUCGCAAGCUAAUUUUAUGCAGCAAUUUAACUCGAAUUCUUCUUAUGCAAAACUACUAAACAAAUACCAAAACACAAACGCAGCCCCAUGACAACGUUUUUUACCUAUUGUUUUCCAUACCACGAAAUAGUUAUUAAUUAUAUAUACAACAAAUAUGCCAUGAGAUUUUUUCUUUGUACCUCUAACGAUACAAAAACGAAUAUUAAUUUUAAACCGAACCGCAAGAGAAACUAAUUUGUAUUAUAAUGCCUCGAAUUGUACUAAGAGCAGUUGAACAAAUAUUGUUAAUUAAUAACUAAUUUAUUUAUAGAAAAACACACACACACACUCUGAUUACUAAAUACCUACAUAUGUAUAUGUUUUAACUUCUCCAAUAAUUUUUCUUCCAACCAAACUACAUUUAUGGAAAUUAUUAAUGAUGUUCAACAAAAGGCAGCGUAAAGUAAUGAUAAAUAGGAAAAGAAGGAUAAACAUUUUUACAUUUAUAUAUACAAUAUACAUAUAUAUAGUAGAUAUAUUAUAUUCAGGAGGUUAUCGUAAAUUAAAAAACUGUUGAGGCGUUUUUUGUAUCUGCCAUUUUCCAAACCCAAAUCGAAUUCCAAUCUGACUCCCUCCCCAGAGCAAGAUGCCCUCCAAGUAUUUCGCAGACACUAACCACUAUUUUUAACUGCCACAAAUUCAAGUAUUAAUAUUGUUUCCUGAUUACGUAUUUCGCACUCGAAAACCCAUCCGAAUUUCGUCAUCGUUCCGGCAGCUUUCUUCCAAUGUUUAUAUGUUUAGAUCUUUUAACUGAUUUUGUACAACGUUUUUUAUAUUUAUUCUAAUUUGGAACAAUGAAAGGCAAUGCAAACCAACCAACCAAUGGAAUGAAUCUUUACAUAAAAAUAUACAAAACAUUUACAUCAAAUACGUAGAUAUACAAAUUAAACAAAAGCAAAAGCAAAAACCAAGCAAAUUAAAACCGAGAACGGCAAAGCUCAUAAAGAUGCAUUAAACAAUUUUAUGUAAAACGUUUAAACAAAAAACCAGAUGUAACAAUAAACUAUGAAUGAAUGAUGUGUGCCGGAAGCUUUUCAAGUGUCCUCAAGUCGUAAAUGAAUAUUCAAUUAUUCGUUUACAACCUUCGACCCUUGAAAAGCUGCUCGCAAACUUGUAGUGUAAUAUGUAAUAAUAAAAAUGUUGGCUAAAAAUAAUCAAA
Molecule: messenger RNA, 5769 nt
Organism: Drosophila guanche
Lineage: Eukaryota; Metazoa; Arthropoda; Insecta; Diptera; Drosophilidae
Exons: 12
Coding region: 210-4142 (1310 amino acids)
Source: RefSeq, a predicted model, not a curated record